Molecule: messenger RNA, 1486 nt
Organism: Nematolebias whitei (Rio pearlfish)
Lineage: Eukaryota; Metazoa; Chordata; Actinopteri; Cyprinodontiformes; Rivulidae
Gene: plrg1
Product: pleiotropic regulator 1
Biological process (GO): mRNA splicing, via spliceosome
Cellular component (GO): catalytic step 2 spliceosome; Prp19 complex; precatalytic spliceosome
Molecular function (GO): protein binding
Source: RefSeq, a predicted model, not a curated record
ACUUCCGGGUUAUCGGUGUCGAUCGGGUUUUAGUAGCGAUUGUGCUUGUAUGUUUCAGUUGUUCACAAGUUGUAUUCGCUGACAGAAUUGUCAAAUUAUUUUACUUUUGUGUAUUGUAGAAUAAUUUACCCCCACAAUGACGGAGGAUGUCCAGAAGCACUCGGUCCACACGCUGGUCUUCAGGUCUCUAAAACGGACCCAUGACAUGUUUGUGUCCGACCAAGCUAAGGGCAUCGCUCAGGAUGAAGAAAGCCAUAAACUGAAAAUGGGUGUGAAGCUAAAGGUUGAGUACGCUCCAGUUUUGCACAUGCCCAUUUUGAAAGAGGGGAAAGAACGAGUGUCACAUUUUCCUGACAGCCUGCAAGGCCAUCAGAGCUACGCCCAUGCAGGUGAUGACCCAGAGUACCUGAUUACAGGGACACAUGCGUAUCCCUCUGGACCUGGAGUGGCGCUGACAGCCAACACAAUGGUGCACAGGAAUCCCAGUGAGGGGGGAGUGCUCUCCAUGGCGCUGGCUUUACCGCCCUCACAAGCAAGGCUGGACGCCAGCCGCACUGCAGCCAGCGUUGCAGAGAUCCAUCGACAUGCAGGAGGAGCAGAAAGAGUUCACCCUCAGUCCACUGCUAUAGCAGCCAUGAUGCAACCAUCAGACUGUGGGAUCUGAUUGCCGGAAAGACCAGAGCAACUCUGACAAACCACAAGAAGUCUGUGCGAACUCUGGUGCUGCACCCCAGACAAUACACGUUUGCCUCAGGAUCAGCUGAUAACAUCAAGCAGUGGAAGUUUCCAGACGGCAGCUUUAUCCAAAACCUGUCGGGUCAUAACGCCAUUAUCAACACUCUCGCAGUGAACUCUGAUGGAGUGUUAGUGUCUGGAGCCGACAAUGGAACCAUGCACAUGUGGGACUGGAGGACGGGCUACAACUUCCAGCGGAUUCACGCAGCUGUGCAGCCCGGGUCUCUGGACAGCGAGUCGGGAAUCUUCGCCUGCGUGUUUGACAACUCCGAGAGCCGACUGAUCACCGCCGAGGCCGACAAGACCAUUAAAGUUUACAAAGAGGACGACAUGGCUACCGAAGAGACCCACCCCGUCAACUGGAAACCAGAAAUCCUUAAGAGAAAAAGAUUCUGAAACGUGUGUUCUUGUCACAGCUGCAUUUUUUUGUGUGUGUGUUUCUGCUGUUCACUCAACCAGCAGGUUUUAGUUGUUACUUCUUUUUUUUUUUUUCUAAAAACCAGUCCUCGUUGUGCGACUUCAGUUCUGUAAGGUGAAGCUGCCAGCACCUUCUCAGAGGGUUUCUCUUGAUGACUGCUUCUCUCUGAUGGCUCUUGUCGUUCUGAUCCACCGUGUAGAUUCAGACUUCAUUCUUACUGGCAGCAGAGAAAAUACAGUUCGUGUUGCUGUAGUAGAAUCUGUACAGACAUAAAAACAAACAACUUUUGUUCCCAUUUAAAAGGUGAGGAUUAUUAUGCUCCAUUUUAAUAAA